UACUGGGGGAGGAAUCCCCACCCUCACUUUACUUCUGAGUCUUCCCUGUUUGCUAAACGACUUACCUUACAGGUGUCUGAUUUUCCCAGCCAGAAGAUCGAUUAUUUUAGCAGGUGGAAUAAGAAAGAGGAAGUUUCAGCGAAGGAAGAAGGCUUCAGAAUAUAUCAUAGUAAAGGACCUGACAGACAUCUACCGCCCACAGAAGAUUUGGGGGAAGUGAAAAAGACACACCAAGUCAGAAGAACCAGCCGAAUCUCAGCUGCAGAAGUCUUCUCCGACGCUUUAGCUCUCAAGGUGGAAAUCAAGCAUAAAGGAUGAAGGGCCCCUUAGCCACAGCGCUCCCAGAAGAGGCACAUGACACACCACCGUACUGUGAGGUCACAAUCCAAGAUGGCGCUCCCCGUGAGGACUGACAUGAAACAUCUCUUCAGGUUCUUCCUCAAGUUUAACUCUUCUAAAAGAGCCUUCUGCUCUGCAGCAUGCUCGGGAAACAAGGAGUCUGCAGGAGGUGGAAGGGUUUUCUCCGGGAUCCAGCCGACCGGGGUGCCCCACCUGGGGAAUUACCUGGGGGCCCUGGAGAACUGGGUGUCCCUGCAGAGCCAGUUCCCUUCAGUGCUGUACAGCAUCGUGGACCUGCACUCCAUCACUCAGCCUCAGGACCCGGCACUGCUCCGGAGCAACAUCCUGGACAUGGCAGCCAGUCUGCUGGCCUGCGGCAUCGACCCGGAGAGAGCCAUCCUCUUCCAGCAGUCCCAGGUGUCGGAGCAUGCAGAGCUCUCCUGGAUCCUCGGCUGUCUGACCACCAUGCCCCGCCUCCGUCAUCUGCCGCAGUGGAAGAUGAAGAGCAAACAAAAAAAGGAUGGCAGUGUCGGUCUCUUCACGUAUCCCGUCCUCCAAGCUGCAGAUAUUCUCCUCUACAAGUCGACUCACGUGCCCGUCGGAGAGGAUCAGGUCCAGCAUCUGGAGCUGGCGCAGGAUCUCGCUCGGAUCUUCAACAACCACUACGGAGAUCUGUUCCCCGAACCCGCCGCGCUGCUCAGCUGUACACGAAAGGUUAAAUCCCUCCGCGACCCUUCAGCCAAAAUGUCCAAAUCCGACCCCCACACGAUGGCGACGAUCAGCAUCACAGACUCCCCGGACGACAUCGCCCUCAAGGUGCGUCGCGCCGUCACCGACUUCACAUCUGAGGUGACCUUUGACCCGGAGGCGCGUCCCGGCGUGUCCAACCUGGUGACGAUCCACGCUGCCAUGGCGAGGAUGGGCGUGGAGGAGGCGGUGGCGCAGGCCGCGGGGUUGGACACGGGGGCUUACAAGAGGCUGGUCACUGAGGUCGUGAUCCAGAGGAUGACGCCCAUCAGAGAGGAGAUCCAGAGGCUUAGGGCGGACCCCGAACACCUGGAGGAGGUGCUGUCACAGGGAAGCUGCAGGGCGCGGGAGCUCGCUGCACCCGUCCUCAGGGAGGUCCGCCAGAGGGUGGGCUUCUCCUGAGAGCAGGCGGGAGAAUGAAGCUGGGAUUAUUCUGCAGGAUGGACUCAUCUGCUGCUGAUGAUAUCACAUUUUAUUCCACUGACUGUCAACGUCUCCAGGAUAUCAAGGCUGUGACCCAUGUGAGAGCAAGACGUGUUAAAAGCAAAGGGACUCAACUGCAGAGGAACGUUGUGACAUUUCCCAAUUCCAUAUCUGUCAUUGAAAUGAACAAGGGUUAUUGUCUUUAAAGCAUUUAUGUUCUUAAGACAUUGGAGUGUUAUUUUUGGUUGUAUGUGUUUCUCAAAAUACCACAUGAAACAUUUUUGAUAUUCUUGACUAUAUCUUGUAUUUAGACUCCUGAAUGCCCCCCCACAAAAAUAAGUAAAGCUUAAUAAAUAAGCAUUUUAAAGAGGUAACAGUUACUUGUUAAGUUAUAAUUCAAUGUGAUUUAGGUCCCAGGUGUUGAUCUGAUGUUGGUAGUCUCAACCAGGUGUUUGUAAAUCUGGAUUAAAAUCAGUUUUCAUUUAUAGUACUUUAACAUGUUUGCCUCCAAAAUGUAAAGGAGUAGAAGUAUAAAGUAUCAUAAAAUGGAAAAAGGA
Molecule: messenger RNA, 2066 nt
Organism: Eleginops maclovinus (Patagonian blennie)
Lineage: Eukaryota; Metazoa; Chordata; Actinopteri; Perciformes; Eleginopidae
Gene: wars2
Product: tryptophanyl tRNA synthetase 2, mitochondrial
Exons: 9
Coding region: 355-1488 (377 amino acids)
Biological process (GO): mitochondrial tryptophanyl-tRNA aminoacylation
Cellular component (GO): mitochondrial matrix; mitochondrion
Molecular function (GO): tryptophan-tRNA ligase activity; ATP binding
Source: RefSeq, a predicted model, not a curated record